AUGAAGCCGCGGUGCUCUUCGGAGGUGGUGAAGCCAUCUGAGCUCUUUCUGGAUCUUAUGAUGCGGGCGCCCUCAGCACGAAAGUUGCUGAACGGGCCCUGGAAGUUCCGACUGUUGCGGAGGAGUGGCUAUGGCGAUGCAAGGACAACAGAGCCUGGGGACGUGAGCAAGAAAGCAAACCCAGUGAUUCUGUUUACGUCCAAUUUCUACUACGUGUCGGUGGUGUCCAACGACCAGGCCUUUGCACUUGUGACGAACCACGCCACGGGGCUGGGGGCCUGCUGGGGCAACACCCGCUUCGGCGGCGACUGCAGCGCUGUGGACUUCACUGGAGUGACCCAGGUCCAUUCCAACGAGUUCGCCUUUGUGGCGCUCAAGGAUGGCAGCGCCCAGUGCUGGGGCGACGCCUCGGGAGGAGACUGCACUGGCGUGGACUUCACAGGUAUGACACGGCUGUAUGGCACGGACUACAGCUUCGCAGCCUUCGACCCCGCGAACGGCCGAGGCGUGUGCUUCGGGAACCCCGCGUAUGGCGGGGACUGCAGCAGUGUGGACUUCAGCCAGGUCUCUGAGAUCUACGCCAACCUGCUGGCCUUCGUGGCGCUGAGCCCAUCGGUGGGCACGGCCCAGUGCUGGGGCUUCGGCUCCUACGGUGGGGACUGCGGCGCCGUGGACUUCCAAGGCGUCACGGAGGUGGUUGCCGGCAACUACGCCUUUGUGGCCUUCAACAAGAACGCGGGCACCAUCAGCUGCUGGGGUUUCGCCAGUUAUGGAGGAGAUUGCAGCAUGGUGACUGUCGAGGGCAUCACGGACAUAUACACCAACGGUUUGGCCUUCCUGGCCAUCAACAAGAACACCGGCCUUGGACAGUGCUGGGGCAAUGCGGUGGCUGGCGGCGACUGUUCCGGCAUCGACUUCAGUGGAGAGGUGGAGAUCCACUUCACGCAGUACGCCUUCCUUGCGCUGAAGGCCGGCACCGGCCAAUGCUGGGGCCACGCCUCCUACGGCGGCGACUGCAGCGCUGUGCCCUUCGGCACCAUGACCCACGUGCACAGCAACGGCUACGCCUUUGUGGCCCUGGAUGCGAACAACGGCUUCGCACGGUGCUGGGGUUUGGCCGCUUACGGAGGCGAUUGCAGCGGCCAGAACUUCGAGGGCCUCACCCAUCUCUACUCCACCAGCUCCGCCUUUGUCGCCCUCAACCCGGUGACCGGAGCCGCGCUGUGCUGGGGCAUCGCAACCUCCGGUGGCGAUUGCAGCGGACAGGACCUCAGCGGAUUCUCGGAGGUCCACUCCAACUACGGGGCCUUUGUGGCGCUGAACCCGGCGCAGCGCGCGGGGCUCGCCUGGGGCUCCGCCACGCAGGGCGGCGACGCCACGGGGGUCGACUGGUGGAACCUCCUGCACGUGCCCACGGAAACGGCGACCAGCACCGUGACGCUGACCAGCACACUGACCAGCGUCACUAUGACAAAUACGGCGACUACGUUUACUACCACUAGCACCGCCACUGCCACGAGCGUGACGAGCACAGAAACAACAGUGACGAAGACCACUACUGCGACCACCACUGGAACGACCGUCACCCAGUCAAGCACUGUGACCAGCACCACCCUCACAACCACCACCAUGACCAGCGUGACUGAGACCAGCACUGUGACCAGCACGACCCUCACAACCACCACCAUGACCACCGUGACUCAGACCAGCACUGUGACCAGCACUGUGACCAGCACCACCCUCACGACUACCACCCUGACCACCGUGACUCAGACCAGCACUGUGACCAGCACCACCCUGACCACAACCACCAUGACAACCGUGACUCAGACUAGCACUGUGACGAGCACGACCCUCACAACCACCACCAUGACCAGCGUGACUCAGACCAGCACUGUGACCAGCACGACCCUGACCACAACCACCAUCACCACCGUGACUCAGACUAGCACCGUGACCAGCACGACCCUCACAACCACCACCAUGACCACCGUGACUCAGACUAGCACCGUGACCAGCACGACCCUCACAACCACCACCACGACCAGCGUGACUCAGACUAGCACCUUGACGAGCACGACCCUCACAACCACCACCAUGACCAGCGUGACUCAGACCAGCACUGUGACCAGCACGACCCUGACCACAACCACCGUCACCACCGUGACUCAGACUAGCACCGUGACCAGCACGACCCUCACAACCACCACCAUGACCACCCUGACUCAGACUAGCACCGUGACCAGCACGACUCUCACAACCACCACCAUGACCACCGUGACUCAGACUAGCACCGUGACCAGCACCACCCUCACAACCACCACCAUGACCAGCGUGACUCAGACAAGCACUGUGACCAGCACCACACUCACAACCACCACCAUGACCACCGUAACUCAAACCAGCACUGUGACCACUGUGACGCAGACCAGCACUGUGACCAGCACCACCCUCACGACUACCACCCUGACCACCGUGACUCACACCAGCACUGUGACCAGCACGACCCUCACAACCACCACCAUGACCACCGUGACUCAGACCAGCACUGUGACCAGCACCACCUCUACGACUACGUUGACCACUGUGACAACGACCCUGACAACUGUGACAAUGACCAGCACAACUUCCUCAACGACCACCACGGUCUUUCGUGGAAGAUGUGCCAAUGUUUGCAAGAUCAUCAUGAACAGCUGGAAGGGCGUGUGUGACUGGAAGAUCUGCAAGGGCUGCGAGCGGUGCAACAUCGAGGAGCCCGAGCCGGAGCCCGCCAUGGAGCCCUGCUCCAGCGUUUGCGACUCCUACCGCAAGAACGCGAACAAGGGAAACGAGUUCGGCUUCCUCUGCGUGAAAGAGAGCAAGAAGGGAAAUAGGUGCUAUACGCCUUUGAGCUGGGGUCAAGCUCGGUGCCUGCCCACCCACUCGCGAUGCCAGUUGGAGGAGACCACCACUUCGGAGUCUCCGGAGGUUGCGGAGGGCAACAAGGGCAAGGGCAAAGGCAAAGGCAAGUCGGGCCGAAGCCUUCGGGGUGCGGCCUAA
Messenger RNA from Effrenium voratum, 3039 nucleotides. Lineage: Eukaryota; Dinophyceae; Suessiales; Symbiodiniaceae. The record is from the annotation of a GenBank genome assembly.